GUCAAGUGCAAAAGUAAACUUUUGUUACUUUGGUACAUCCCAUUUAAUUGUGUGUUUCAUUUCAGCUGCAGAACACAGUUCGAGGAAUCCCUUCUUCGGUUUUCUUUUCCUGAUGUCACUCGGCUGCAUGAAGGGCUCCUCAAGGGUUUCUCCUACCUACAUCCUGUUGGUUUUUUUAAGCAGUAGUUGUCGUUUGUUAAAAUCCUCCGUGUGUGAAUCAUGACCAGCUCUAUUUCAUUUCGUCACCUUUCCUUAAUGAUCCGUGUGCUGAUGUUUUCUGAAAGAUUGACGAAUUGAGAAGAAAACCAGCCACUGCUCUUCUUGUACCUUCUAAUGUAGCAGGUUGCAUUUACACACAUUUUCUACCGGCUUCUUGAAUGACAAGCAAACACACAUUUCGUUUCUCAGACAAACAGGCUAACCGAGUGGCUCGUUUAAAGAGCUGAGCAGAUUUCUUCUCUUCACAACACAACUUGUCGACUGAAAGCUCUGCUGAAAGAUGGGGGACAUAUCGCUGAGGCCGUACCAGCAGGAGGUGGUCCAGGCUGCUCUGCGAGGGAAGAAUAGCAUCAUCUGGCUGCCCACAGGUGGAGGAAAGACUCGGGCUGCUGUCUACGUGGCCAAGAAGCACCUAGAGACUCACCCCAAUGCCAAAGUAGCCGUUCUCGUCAACAAGGUGCACCUGGUGGAUCAGCACUUUAAAAACGAGUUCCAGCCCCUUCUGGAUAGCUCAGUGAAGAUGGUGCCAAUCAGCGGGGACAGUAGCGAGAAGGACUUUUUCGGCUACGUGGUCAGGGAUUCGAGCCUGGUCAUCUGCACAGCUCAGAUCUUGGAGAAUGCCUUAAAAAACACAGAGGAGGGCAAGCAUGUGGAGCUCACAGACUUCACGCUGCUGAUCAUUGACGAGUGCCAUCACACUCAUAAGGAAGGGGUGUAUAAUAAAAUCAUGGCACGCUACGUGAAAAUGAAGAUUACAGGCGUGACUGGUCUGCCUCAGAUCCUGGGCCUGACAGCCUCACCGGGUACCGGAGGAGCCAGAACGCUGGAUGGUGCCAUCAAACACGUGCUGGAGAUCUGCGCAAACCUGGACUCCAUUAUCGUGUCGACUGAAUAUAAUAAGACGGAGCUUAAACACGUCGUCCCCAGACCUAUGAAGAACUAUGACAUUGUGGAUGUGCGGCAUUAUGACCCAUUUGGUGAUCAUCUGAAGAUGAUGAUGACGCUGAUUCACGAGUUCAUGUCGUUAGACAAGCAUGAGUUCACUCUGCGGCAGAUGGGCACUCAGGAGUAUGAAGCUGAUGUGGUGGAGCUGGAAAAGCUAGGUGUGCAGGAGGAGGACAGGUUGUUGACACGGUGUGCUCUCCACCUGCGAAAAUUUAACGACGCUCUGCUCAUUAACGACACUGUGCGCAUGGUGGAUGCUCUGAGGCUUCUGGAGGAGUUCUACGCCACAGAGGAGAGAAACGUGCUGGACAUCACUGAUCAGUUCCUCACAGGACUCUUUAAUGAGAACAGAGUGGAGCUGAGGCAGCUGGCGUCCAAUGAGUUAAAUGAGAAUCCCAAGCUGGAACAGCUGCAGCGCACCCUGGUGAACCAGUUCCAAGACAAGAACUCUCGUGGUAUCAUUUUCGCCAAAACCCGUGAGAUCACACGCUGCCUGUACAACUGGGUGUCUGCAAACCCAGAGCUGAAGCGUGCCAAGAUCCGCGCUGCCAAUCUGGUCGGAGCAGGAAAUGGCGCCACCCACAUGACACAGAGGGAGCAAAAAGAUACCAUUCAAACAUUUCGAGACGGCAACCUCAACCUCCUCAUCUCGACCAGCGUUGCUGAGGAAGGCCUCGACAUCCCAGAAUGCAACGUGGUGAUUCGCUACGGGCUUCUGACCAAUGAGAUCGCGCAGCAGCAGGCCAGUGGGCGGGCCAGAGCCAAGAACAGCGUCUAUUCAGUGGUGGCACAAAUAGGCGGGCGGGAGAUGCGCAGAGAGAAGACCAAUGAGUAUCUGGAACAGCUAACUGGCAGGGCGAUCGCUCAUGUACAGAGCAUGGAGCCCAGGGAGUUUCGCAGAAAGAUCAUCGAGCUGCAGCAGGAGGCAAUAGCUGUGCGCCACCUGGAGGCCGAGCAGAUGGAGAGGAGGAGGCUCCGGUAUGCCGCUGAUGAGGUUGAGUUCAACUGCCGUGGCUGCUUCAGGGCCGUCGCCCGUGGAGAUGAUAUGAGACUCGUGAACGGCACACAGCACGUCAACAUCAACCGAGAUUUUCCGAAGUUCUAUAAGGUUGGAGGGAAAGUUCAUCUUGAACGGACAUUUGAAGAUUGGGAGCCAGGUUGUACCAUUCUCUGCGCUACAUGUGGACAGAAUUGGGGAAUGGAGGUGAAGUUCAAGAACGUGGUGUUGCCGUGUCUAAAUAUAAAGAGCUUUUCGAUGAAGACUCCUCAGGGGAGCCGCACAACCAAACAGUGGAAGAAGGUCGAGUUCCUAGUGGAAGAUUUUGACUUCCUUAAGUAUGUGGAAACACAGAACCCUGACCUCGAGUCUUUAUUCGACUGAUUCCUUUUCUGAGGUGUCGCACAAAGUCCUGAACACGCUCCACACACACCCAGUUCGAUACGGACAAUCUUCAUUUGGGCCAGCAGAUGUCACUGUCGUGCAGUAUUUCAUUACAGGCUUUCCCAAACUACAUACUCCUGCACUAAAUAGGUUCAUUACGAUGGUAUCGUAGCAUGCGCUUCGAGACGCACCGAGAGUCUCCGGGGAGCGAAUAUGCUAAUGCGCUUGAAGCUCGAUUGCCUGAUUAAUUCUAAUUCAUGCUGAUAAAUGGACAUUAAAAUGCUCGACACCAUGGAAAGCUCAUGGUUCCUGACCUUGCAACUUUCACGAAGACUUGCCAUCCAGGAUGACCUUUGACCCUUGCACUUUUGAAAAAGGCUGGCAUGGACCUCUUUGUGGACUUUAUGUAGAUUUUUAAUUGUAUACUGUAUGAGUUUUUUAUUGUAAUGUGUGUAUCAGACUAAAGAUGAUUAUUGAGUGUUUCUUUA
Neoarius graeffei (lesser salmon catfish) is the source of this 3033-nucleotide messenger RNA. It is a transcript of the gene dhx58, whose product is annotated as DEXH (Asp-Glu-X-His) box polypeptide 58. Gene Ontology annotation, cellular component: cytoplasm. Gene Ontology annotation, molecular function: double-stranded RNA binding; DNA binding; ATP binding. NCBI's taxonomy places the organism in Eukaryota, Metazoa, Chordata, Actinopteri, Siluriformes, Ariidae. The transcript has 13 exons. The record is from RefSeq and is a predicted model, not a curated record. Bases 500 to 2545 code for a protein of 681 amino acids. Gene Ontology annotation, biological process: innate immune response; positive regulation of interferon-beta production; response to virus.